CAUGACCUCCCUUAACAAAUUAAGAUUUUGUUGUUCUCGGGGUGAUUCCCAUUAGCGUAGCUUAGCAACAUCUAGCCAUUCUUAUUAGGAAAGGGCGUUUCACCAAACUGUAUUCAAAUAUGUUACGAUUUAAAGUUGCCUCGCCAGUUGACAAAAGUAAUAGCCCAACACUUGUCUAAACACACUCUUGUCUAAAUCGAUAAAAGCCAUGCUUUUAUUCGGCAUACACAGAGCUGUAAACUUACGCAAUGAGCAGCAAUUUGUUUAAGGAGACAUGGCUGUUCAUAAUAGCACGCCUACCUUCUAACUGUGGAGUCCAUACUGUUCAUAAUUAACCACUGCUGCUUGGUGAAACUCAUUUUUGCCGAAUCGAAAAGUUGCUCCACGUGACCUGAUGUUUGACCUGUGUACUCUGGUAGUGCUUUGGCCCCCCUACAUUUGUAGAUAUAUCCCUUGAGCAGGCGUGACCCCUUCCCUUAAAAAAAGGUACACAUUAUACACCAGGACCAGACUUGGCUACAUGUAUUACAAGAGGCAAAUGAGAAAAGCCCGGGAAAAUUAUCCUGCUGGACAUUCCACAGCUCAGCCCGUGGAGUUCAAUGAUAUCAAAAUAAUUCCCAUCUCGGUACUGUCUGACAACUACAGCUAUCUUGUAAUAGACACAGCCUCCAGUGUUGCAGUUGUUGUAGAUCCUGCAGACCCUCAAACAGUUCAGGCAGUCCUGGAGGAAGAGGGAGUGAUGUUAGAAGCAAUACUUUGUACACACAAGCAUUGGGAUCACAGUGGGGGAAACAAAGGGUUGAAGAGGCUUCACAGCUCAUGUCGAGUGUAUGGAAAUGCAGCUGAUAACAUUCCUGGCCUCACACACCCUCUCUCACACAAGGACUCUAUAACAGUUGGCCGUAUGCACUUUAAGGCCCUCUUCACUCCUGGACACACAGUGGGCCACAUGAUCUACCUCCUGGAUGGCCAAGCAGUCGGCGCCCCCUCCAGCCUCUUCUCUGGUGACCUAGUGUUCCUCUCAGGAUGUGGGAGGAUGUUUGAAGGCAGUGCAACAACAAUGUUGUCAUCUCUGGACACAGUCGGCGCCCUAAGUGAUGAUACUCUGUUAUGGCCCGGUCAUGAGUAUGCAGAAGACAAUCUGCUGUUUGCUGCUGAGGUUGAGCCACGCAACGCUGCCAGGGAAAACAAAUAUCAGUGGGUGCUGCAGCAGCGGGGCCAGAAGCUGUGCACGAGUCCCUCCACUAUUGGAGAAGAGAAGCAGUACAAUCCUUUCCUGCGAAGCCACUCUACGGAGCUCCAUCUGGCCCUAGGCCUCCAGCAGUUCCAGGAUGAAGACUGGACCCAGUUCAGGGCUCGAGUGUUGGAGGAGCUGCGGAAACGCAAAGACCUCUACAACAGGAGAUAGUACUAGCAGGAAACAGGAGGUGGUAACAGUGGGGAGCAGAGCAGAACAGCUCACCUGUGGUAAGAAAGCAGCAGUCUGCAGUGCAAAAAAAAAAAACAUGAUAAGCUGAGCUCUGAGGUACUGUAUGAAACCCUGACUGGUUUUGGGCAUUAAGUCAUUUUUGACCUUUAUCAACCUGCAUCAAUGACCACUAAGAACAAAGUCACAACCUCAUUAUUACAUAAUCCUAAUAAUAAUAAUACUGUUACCUUUCCACACGCUGAAUAUUGUGUUCAUUUUGUGUUAAUAGACAGAGAAGUGCUCAGUUAUUGCCUGUUAAACAUAGAGCAACAACAGUGUAGAUUUGCAUAAGUAAGUAUCACCAGAUGUCACAUUCUGGUGUAUGAAACACAGGGUGAGAAAAGGUCUGCACACUACAUGGGUUAAUCAGCAUGUUAGGUACUGCAUUGUCUACUCCACAGCCUGUGUUUUAGGACCUAAAGGAAGUAUUAAAUGAUCUUUCUAUGACAAUAUCUGGUAUGCAGGCUUUACGUUUACAUGCUGCUUUAGAGUAAUUACCCUCUCCAUGGAAAAUGUGACUUUUGAACUUGAGUAUUUUGAUUGUGACUGUUUGAAUUGUUAUAUCAAUUGUUAUGACAAUAAUAGUAACAUUAAUUUUAUAAAUCACACAAAUACUCUUUGCUGUUGGUACUUUAUGUGAAAGCCAGCACAAAAUAUGCGAAAAUGUUUGUACACUAACCUUUAUGUGAAUGCGUUUGCUGUAUCUAAGAGCCAGUUUUGUUUUGACUUACAAAAAUGGUCUAACUAACAUUAGUUCUUUAUGGUUCAUGUGAAAUGGCUACUAAUCUUGUUUUUUCCCUCUUAAAAAUUAUAUUUUAUAAUUGCCUCAUGAAACAACAAACAUUUAUCUGCUAGUGGGCCAAAAGUGAAACACGUGUUGAGUAAAGUAUUUUUUGUGCCUCUCAGAGGGUUAAUUUUUGCUGAACUAAUUGUCUCACAUUUACUGUGUUUUUCAAAUGUUUGUAGUGGCACUACAUGAACAGCAAUAUAUGUGAAAGAGUUGACAGAUGCUGCAAUGUAAUGAAAUAUGACUGAAUUGCUGUUGCUCUUAAGUUAGCUUUAGAUAAAUUACUCAUGACUGCCAAUAGUUACAGUGAUGAACAUUAAACUUACAGGGUGAUGUUGAAUCAAACUCGGUAAACAUACAUUAUGUUUUGAAAUGAGUUGUAAUUGAUGUUGGAAGUGUGUGAUAUUUAAGAUGCUGAUGGAAUUGCAAAAUAUUUUAUUUCCUUUCUGAUAUGAGAAAUCAAUUUGACAUUGACUGUGACACAAAUGAAGGAAUGUUUUUAUAAACUAAAAUCUGCAAACCAAAACUAUACAUAUUUUUAAAAUAUUGAAGGCUUUAUUAUACUGUGACAUUAAAGAUGAGAAAAAUAAUUUCAGUGUAAUAAACAUGGUCUUCUGUUACUA
Messenger RNA from Lates calcarifer (barramundi perch), 2878 nucleotides. RefSeq names its product PNKD metallo-beta-lactamase domain containing (gene pnkd). The coding region runs from base 521 to 1408 and encodes 295 amino acids. Gene Ontology annotation, molecular function: hydroxyacylglutathione hydrolase activity. NCBI's taxonomy places the organism in Eukaryota, Metazoa, Chordata, Actinopteri, Centropomidae. The record is from RefSeq and is a predicted model, not a curated record. Gene Ontology annotation, cellular component: mitochondrion. The transcript has 9 exons.